This is a messenger RNA of Penicillium odoratum, 2106 nucleotides long. Its product is annotated as LIM domain-containing protein. The transcript is spliced from 3 exons. The coding region runs from base 1 to 2106 and encodes 701 amino acids. The record is from RefSeq and is a predicted model, not a curated record. NCBI's taxonomy places the organism in Eukaryota, Fungi, Ascomycota, Eurotiomycetes, Eurotiales, Aspergillaceae.
AUGGAUAUGGAUAUGGGCUUCUUGCCCACUAUUAAAUGCUCCAGUUGUGGGAACAAUGUUGAGAUCUUCUCUAUGGGCGACCAUGUGUGUGCCCCGGUCUUUCAUGCCCCUGUUGCACUUCCAUCACCGCCCCCCUCGGCGGGGUUCGAAUCCCCAGACCGACUGAUGGCCGCGAUACCCAAACCCGGUCGGUCUGGGGCUCCUUCACGAAUUGACCCGUCCAUCGCAAACCGUGCGUACCUUCAGCCGAACGUAACAACGCCGGCGAGCAGUAUUGGAUCGCAUGCGCCAUCACCUCUUUCUGAAUCGGCGCCUCGCUCUCCUUUUCAAUCAUCGCCCCGCGAGCAGAUAUCACCGGAUGAUGACUCCGUAAUAAACCUAGACUCGGUGUUUUCCUUCCCUAUGCCGGGAAACCGAUCACCGGCUCGUAUUUCGACCCCGGCAUUGCUAGGAGAAGCGUCAUCGCGAUCCGCGACAACCCCAUCCCCACGACCAGUACCCGGGCUGGAUUUGGUACCUGAAAAUGUAAAACUUCCACCUAGUCCCCUCCCACCAGCACCUGGGAUGGAGAUGGGUCACCAGCGGGGGGAUUCUCAAGCUAGCCAUAGCAGCUAUCGCACCUCCAUGGCGAGCACUCGUUAUGGCAGCUCGACGGCAAGAUCCUCAACAAACAGCUUCUCCAGGGGACUACGCACUUUUAUCGACGAGACGCCGCCGCUGCCACCUGCACCUCUUCGCACCCCUAACAAGGCCUCUUUCCAAGACUCCCACUUGUCGGCGCGUGCGCCAAAUCGGAAUGACCGUACUGGGGAUACUUACAGCGGCUUUGACUUCGAUCUCUCGGUAGAGCCGACGACCUUGCACGAUCUGCCCGAGAAACUGUCUCCGGAUUUUCCCAAGGACAGCGAUGAGCUUCAUUUUGACAUACCUCUGCAAACUCAUCUACACCCUGCCGUUGCCGACUCGGGAUUUGAUGCUCCGAGAAAAAGUUCUGAUGCCAGUGAAAGCGCUAUGUCUAUCACAAGCUUCGCACGGGCCCUAGGGCUAGAUGAUCACAUCACCGAAGCAGAGAGUUCUCUUUCUUCCGACUCGUCGCCGUCGGACACCCGCAGUGGAAGCUCCAUGUCCAGUCUUCCGUCCGACGCAAGUCUCAGCCGCCAGAAGGCUACCGAUCCCCUCAGCCUUGGUACCUUGGUCGAAGAGUUGCCUGCAAGAACCCGCCAGACAAUCUUGGAACUCCCGGGUCGUGUACGUAGCCCGAUGGAGGAUGUACCUACCAUCCCCGCGGCCUUCUUCAGUCCCGAUUCACCCACCGAUCCUGCAAUCAAUCAAGGCAGUUUGUCGCUAAUCGCAGAGAGACGGGAGAUCCAGUUGCCAACACCCCAACCUCAAGCACCUAGCGAACUUGAAGAGCCUAAAAAAUCCCAACCUCAGGCGCCUCCUUCGCCGCGGCCAGUGCAGCGGUCGGCAACUGCACCUAUUCCCCGACCCUCAACCCGGUCUACCACACGGAGCAAAGGGCAAUGCAGAGGUUGUGGCGAGGAAAUCACAGGAAAGUCGAUCUCUUCCUCAGAUGGUCGGUUAACAGGGCGAUAUCACCGCAGCUGUUUUGUCUGCUUCGAGUGCUCCUCGCCUUUCCCAACAGCUGAUUUCUAUGUUCUGAACAAUCGCCCGUACUGCGCACAGCACUACCACGAGCGCAACGGAUCUCUUUGCUCUACCUGCCACUGCGGAAUCGAAGGUCAAUACCUGGAAACCGUGGAGCAGAACCAGAACCGACCCGAUCGCCGCCGAUUCCACCCUGACUGCCUGCAGUGCCGUACCUGCCAUGUGCUCCUGAAAGGCGAUUACUUCGAGUGGAACGGAGGGGUCUAUUGUGAACGAGAUGCCCGGCGGGCAGCAGCAACCUACUACCCCCCAUCACCUGGUCGUCGACGACCUACGAUUGGGUCCUCACCCUUGGCUCAGUCUGGGGGAUAUCCUCCCCCGAACGGUUACCCACGUCACCCUGCGCCAAACCAGGGCCUUCGCCCCGGUCCACGCUACCCUCCUGGGGGUGCCGGUCGAUUCCCUGAGCGACGAACGACCAAGCUCAUGAUGUUUUAA